Protobothrops mucrosquamatus (brown spotted pit viper) is the source of this 1611-nucleotide messenger RNA. It is a transcript of the gene PGGT1B, whose product is annotated as protein geranylgeranyltransferase type I subunit beta. The record is from RefSeq and is a predicted model, not a curated record. Gene Ontology annotation, biological process: protein geranylgeranylation. The transcript is spliced from 9 exons. Lineage: Eukaryota; Metazoa; Chordata; Lepidosauria; Squamata; Viperidae. The coding region runs from base 33 to 1169 and encodes 378 amino acids. Gene Ontology annotation, molecular function: CAAX-protein geranylgeranyltransferase activity. Gene Ontology annotation, cellular component: CAAX-protein geranylgeranyltransferase complex.
UUGCGUGUGAGAGUAGGAAGCGGAAAGCCAACAUGGCGAGCCCGGUGCUGGUGGAAGACGAGGGAGGUUUUGGGGACGGGGAAAGGUUGGAUUUCCUCAAGGAACGCCACGUGCGGUUCUUCCAACGCAGCCUUCAGAUUUUGCCUGAACGCUACUCGUCCCUGGAGACCAGCAGGUUGACAAUUGCUUUUUUUGCACUUUCUGGCUUGGAUAUGUUGGAUUCCUUAGAUGUUGUGAACAAAGAGGAUAUAAUAGAAUGGAUUUAUUCUCUGCAAGUCCUUCCCACAGAAGAUAGAACAAACAUGCAUCACUGUGGCUUCCGUGGUUCUUCAUAUCUAGGAAUCCCUUUCAAUCCAUCUAAGGGGCCUGGUAUUUCUCAUCCAUAUGACAGUGGGCACAUAGCAAUGACUUACACUGGCCUUUGCUGCUUAAUUAUUCUUGGCGAUGAUUUAAGCCGAGUAAAUAAAGAAGCCUGCUUGGCAGGACUCAGAGCACUACAGCUGGAAGAUGGGAGUUUUUGUGCAGUCCUUGAAGGAAGUGAAAAUGACAUGAGAUUUGUAUACUGUGCUGCUUGUAUAUGCUACAUGCUCAAUAGUUGGUCAGGAAUGGAUACAAAGAAAGCCAUUGACUAUAUUAGAAGAAGCAUGUCAUAUGAUAAUGGUCUUGCCCAAGGAGCAGAACUUGAAUCGCAUGGUGGCUCUACUUUUUGUGGUAUUGCAUCAUUGUGCCUGAUGGGUAAACUUGAAGAAGUCUUCUCUGAAAAGGAACUGAACAGAAUAAGGAGAUGGUGUAUUAUGAGGCAACAGAAUGGUUAUCAAGGAAGACCCAACAAGCCUGUAGAUACCUGUUAUUCAUUUUGGGUAGGAGCGACUCUUAAGCUUCUGAAAAUAUUUCAGUAUACAAACUAUGAAAAAAACAGAAAUUACAUUUUAUCAACCCAAGAUCGCCUUGUUGGUGGAUUUGCUAAGUGGCCAGAUAGUCAUCCAGAUGCUCUUCAUGCCUACUUUGGGAUUUGUGGCCUGUCUUUAAUGGGUGAGUCUGGCAUUCGGAAGGUUCAUCCUGCCCUGAAUGUAAGCACAAGAACUUCAGAACGCCUUCAACACCUUCAUCACAUCUGGACAACCCAGGACUCUAAACAGUCUUCAGAGGAAGUGCACAAUGCCACAUGACUGAGACUCCAUUUGAGCUUGGUAGCAUAAUUGUAGCCCAAGGUUCAAAGCCAUGUAUAACCGAUGUGCUCUUUUAAAGUACUGGUAUCAUAGAAUCAAAUUCAUAUACUGGCAUCAACUGACAGCUUCUGGAUUGGACUUUUUUUAUAAAAAAAAAAUUGCUUGCCUUUACAAAUGCAAAGAUAGAAGAUUGGUUUCAGAAAAAGAUCUUCAAAGCGAGAUGAGUUAAUUCUACUUUAUUAUUUUAAACAGUGCAAUGGCAAACUAUGAUAUAAAGAAACUUCAAAAUGACCUUACAUAUUUUCAUACUAAAUAUCUUGAAAUUAGCGAUACUUAUGUAAUAAGGACAUACGGAAUCUUAUAAAUUAAGUCUCAAUUGCUAAAAGGUGUUCUUUAAGGUAGACAAUAAUUGUAUAAUCUUUGUAAAAAAAAUAAAAUUAUU